This is a messenger RNA of Meloidogyne enterolobii, 1026 nucleotides long. The record is from the annotation of a GenBank genome assembly. NCBI's taxonomy places the organism in Eukaryota, Metazoa, Nematoda, Chromadorea, Rhabditida, Meloidogynidae.
AUGGAUCAUUCAACAAAUGCCCGUUCAAUUGGAAGACGGCGAUUAUUCUCAAUCGAGGGUAGCUAUUAUGAAGACAAUCUUCCAGGCGUGGCUGCACCGUUGGAUAGUGAUUAUGAGUUCAGGACAGCAAGAGAAGAUCAUCAGCCUCUAAAUGAAUUGUACAGUCCAACAGAAAAUGACAGGAGUAAAGGAUAUAUUUUUGCCGACGGUGCCAAGAGUAGUUCCGGCAUCUCUUCAAGUUGUUAUACAAGCUCUUCACGGAGUUGCGAGCUUCCAGACUGUGAUCAACAACAAAAAACAACCCCACGAGAGAGGAGAAGGUCCCCCCGAUUAGACGACUCUUCAAUCGUUCCUACACACCGUGCCCAGUUCGAAUUUAUGCCUAGACAUGCUGACGAAUUGAGAUUAGAUCGUGGGGAUGCUGUGCAUGUAAACGAGAAAUUUAAUGACCAUUGGUGCUUUGGCCUGAAUCUCCGUUCAGGGCAACGUGGAAUAUUUCCUGAAGCUCUCAUAGUUGAAAUAGAUUUGGUGGAUGAAAUUUGCAAAAAAGUUCUUCCUGAGACUAAGAUGAGAUUGGAACGUGAUACUUUUUAUUUGACAAUGCUUGCUUCUGUUGAAGUUGCCCAUCACAAGGGAAACGAUAUUUUGGUUCAAGCGAUUAAUAAGGUCUGUUCAAUGUAUCUACAAAAGGAUGAGAUCCUUGUACCUCAAACGGUAUUAAUGGAAAUUUCAUUCCGUGGAAUUCAUGUAAUUGACAAACGGAAAAAAGACAUAUUUCGUUGCCCUACUUUUGACUAUUUUUACAGCCUACAGAACAUCUCCUUUUGUGGAGCCCACCCAAAAGAAUUACGGUAUUUUGGCUUUAUCACCAAACACCCCAUUUUGCCUCGCUUCGCUUGCCACGUAUUUCUUUCUAAUGAAUCUACUCAAGCUAUUGUUGAAGCUAUUGGACGUGCUUUUAAACGUUCCUAUGAUGAGUAUAUGGCUUUUGCCCAUCCAACGGAGGAUAUUUUCUUAGACGAAUAA